Messenger RNA from Beauveria bassiana ARSEF 2860, 1641 nucleotides. Its product is annotated as amidohydrolase-like protein. The transcript has a single exon. Bases 1 to 1641 code for a protein of 546 amino acids. Gene Ontology annotation, molecular function: hydrolase activity, acting on carbon-nitrogen (but not peptide) bonds. The record is from RefSeq and is a predicted model, not a curated record. NCBI's taxonomy places the organism in Eukaryota, Fungi, Ascomycota, Sordariomycetes, Hypocreales, Cordycipitaceae.
AUGUCGGACACGACCAUUUUCGUUAAUGGACGCAUUUACAACUCGUCGCUUGACAAAAAUGCACAGCCUCCAGUUUUUGCCGAGUGCAUGAUUGUUGCCGACGGCGUGAUCCGGCAUGUCGGCUCCCAGACGGACGAGCCUAUCCGAGCCGCCCUGUCGUCCGGCGCCACCACCCAAGACGUCGCCGGUCGGUACAUCCUGCCUAGCUUCAUAGACGGCCACCUGCAUCUCCUCAUGGUUGGCCAGGCGCUGCAGAAAAUUAGCCUCGACCAUUGCAGGACGCUCGCUGACGUGCGCACCGCCAUUGCCGCUGGUGCAGCGGCCAAUCCCACUGCCAAACGCCUCUUUGUGCGUGGAUGGAUGCACUCGAUGACGCCCGAGGGCGUGGACUGCAGCACGCUAGAUGACAUUGAUCCGAGGCCAAUUUUUGUCGACACCAAGGAUCUGCACUCGACGUGGUGCAACAGCGCAGGGCUGGCCGAAAUUUGUCAGCUCAUGGGCUUGUCGGACGCGUCACCGGAUCCUGCAGGCGGUACCCUUCAGCGCGAUGCCCAUGGGAAACUAAACGGCGUCUUCAAUGAGGGUGCCGUAUUUCAGGUGAUAUGGCCAUUUGUUGCCAUCGUUGCCUCCAUGGAGGAAAAGAAAGCUUCUAUCCGCGAAGCCAUUGUGCACUUCAACAGCGCCGGCUAUACAGGCAUGGUUGACAUGGCCAUGGACGACAACAUCUGGGAUCCGCUCAUUGCUCUGCGCAAGGAAUCAGGCCUCGGCGCCAUGCGUAUCUCUGCGUACUGGCUCAUGAAGCCCAACGAGUCCCUCGAUGAGAUCCUGUCGCAAGUCGACCACGCGGCGGACAUGGCGCGCCAGUACAACGCCGCCACGACGCCAGACUGCCGCGUCGUCGGCAUCAAGGUCAUAUGCGACGGCAUUAUCGACGCUUGUACCGCGUCUCUCACGAAGCCCUACUCAAACGGUGAGAACCCGGACUCGCUGUGGUCCGAGGCCGUCCUGCACAAGGUGGUCGCCAAGGCCCAUGGGCUGGGCCUGCAGGUCGCACUGCACGCCAUCGGUGACCGCACCAUCAAGAUGGCCAUUGACGUGCUAGAAGCCAACACGGACGCCUCUCGCCGCCCGCGCAUCGAGCACCUGGAGCUGUCCUCGGCCGAAGACGCCCUGCGCCUCGGCAAGCUAGGCAUCACGGCCUCCAUUCAGCCCGUACACUCGGACCCCGCCAUCCUUCGCGCAUGGCCCAAGCUCAUCGGAGCGGACCGGUGCACCCGCGCCUUUGCGUAUCGCGAGUUUGUCGAUGGCGGGGCCACGCUCGCACUGGGGUCCGACGCGCCGACCGCGCCGCACCUCCCACUACCGAACCUCUACGUAGCGACGACGCGGAAGUCGUACAGGGAGCCCGAGUUGGAGACGGUGGUGAAUCCCGAGUUUGCGCUGACGGUCGCGCAGGCCAUCUCGGGCGCAUCGCACGGGUCCGCGUAUUCGUGCUUUGCGGACCACGCUACGGGUAGUCUAGAAGUCGGGAAGAAGGCGGAUUUCGUGGUGGUGGAUCUGGAACCGACGCCGGAGAAGCUGAUCAACGGUGUGGUGGAGGAAACUUGGUUUGAAGGGCGGAGGGUAUUCAAAAGGGAGUAG